AUGACGCCAGGUGUAUCGGCCUUGUUCCAGCAUGAUAACCAGACCACGAUUUCAAAGGAAAUUUGUUACCGCGGAUUGACACGCGAGGCAGCAUGUGCAUGCGCAGAAGUUGCAACUGCGACAGCCAGCACAUGCGUUGUUGUCUACUGCGGUUCUGUUAGUAAGAAAGAAACAGCAUUUGAAAGAAGAGAGUUCAUCAAAGAAAUAGAAAUGGGCCGAAAGAAAAAGAAGGCGAUGAAGCCAUGGUGCUGGUAUUGUAAUAGGGAUUUUGAUGAAGAAAAAGUUCUUAUUUACCACCAAAAAGCAAAGCAUUUCAAGUGUCAUGUUUGUCAUAAGAAAUUAUACACUGGGCCAGGCCUGGCAAUUCACUGUUUGCAAGUGCACAAAGAGCCUAUUUCCUCCAUCCCAAAUGCACUUCCAGAAAGAGGUGAUCCAGAGAUUGAAAUUUAUGGAAUGGAAGGAAUCCCUGAAAAAGAUCUGAAGGAGAAAGAACAAAUGCUGAAGAGAAAGAAAGAUGCUGGUGAAGAUGAUGACGAUGAUGAUGAAGAGGAUGCCAAAAAGAAGAAAACAGAAACUACCCCUGUCAUGCCAAUGGCAAUACCAGGAAUGCCAAUGAUACCUGGCAUGAUGCCGCCAUUUCCUGGUAUGCCUGGACUACCAGGGAUGCCUCCAGUACAUGUUCCUGGCAUGCCUGUAUUUCCAGGUAUGCCUCCAAUGAUGCCACCAGGAUCAAUAGCCUCACCAAUGAUGCCAGGAGCAGUACUAGCUGCAGGAAUUCCAGUAUCCAGUUCUGUUGUUUCAACUGGCCAGUCAGUUUUUUCAGGUGUCCCUGCAACAUCAGUUACAUCAAAACCUCUGUUUCCUGCUGCAGCAGCUCAGGCAAGUGCAAACGCUGUGAGUUCAGCAGGACCAGUUGGUGCAGAUUUCAAGCCACUUAAUACUUCAAGUAGCACAGAUUCUUUACAGUCAUUAUCAGGUGCUAAAUCAAGUUCAUCAGCUGCUAACACACAGACAACUAGUUCAAAACCAGGUACAGUACCUUUAGUGUCUGCUACCAGCCGAAUUAUUCAUCCAGAGGAGGACACAUCGCUGGAGGAAAUAAGAGCGCGGAAUCCAAAGUAUAACUUCAAGGCGAUGAGCACAAAAGCGGAAGCAACCGCGUCUGACUCGGUUUCUGAUUCUAAGAAUGUACCGACUUCUGUCCUCAGUGCGAUGCCACCCCAACCCAUGAUUGGGGCUCCCGGAAUGAUGCCCCCAGGGAUGCCAAUACCUGGAAUGCCAAUGCCCGGAAUGCCACUACCAGGAGCACAAUUUCAGCCCCCUACCUCAGGACAUUUUCAACAGCCAUCUCCUGGUCCCUACCAACCUCCAACUUCGGCAGCAGGAUUUGCACCGCCACAUAUUUCAAGACCCCCGUCUGGACCUUCUGGCCCUCUACCUCCCGGAUCAGGGCCAAAUAAUUUCUCGCAAAGGAUGACGUCGGGUGGACCACCACCGAGACCAGGAUUUGGCAUGCCACCCAAUGGACCAAAUAUGCCCCCAGGUGGCCAUGUAAUGCAUGGUAUGGGCCCUGGGGGGCCAAGUGGACCUCCUAUGCAUGGUUUUGGCGGCCUGGGGCCUAGGAACCAUGGAGGCCCUCCACGAUUCUAGUCUAGUUUAGCCUGCAUUUUGUCGCUACAAUCAAGUAAACGAUAAGGCGUCUUGUGACAUUUUUCGUCUGCCUUGAUUUUUCAUUGAUAUUGUACGUAAAUGAGAAACAAACGUUCUCGUAGACACUGCCAAAAGAACGUAUUCACCGUUGAUCAGAACCAAGAAAUGCUUUGAAAAAAAUAAUCCAUAUGUAGCUCUGAUUUGACUGAGUUCUCCCUGUGUUUCGGUCGGCUCUUUAGAGGAUUUGUUUGCAGUAAACCACCUGCAUAGAUAUUUAAUCUGUUGCUUUCAAAUUCUAUAGUUGAUCAUCUAUAGUGUUUUGUAAGGCAGCACGAAUUGAAUCAUUUAGUUUUCAUCUCGCUAACUAUUGCAACAGACUGCUGUCCCAUCUUUAUCUGUAAGUUUGAACUGAAUCUUAUGGCGUUUUGUUAUACACGAGCAGAAAAAGACUUUGCUCAUAAAGGACUGAUUCAGUUGUUUUUGAACAUGUUUCGAUUAACCGGAAAAACCGAUUAUCCGGCACCACUUCUGUAUUGAAUAAAUCAGUCCUUGCUUUUAAUAGAAAAUCUACAAGGAGACUUACCUUCUUGAACUUUGCACAUGGCUAAGAUCGUUAUCCACUCUUUAAAUAUUAUUAAUUAACUAUCCUCGGCUUGCGUGUUUUCCAGCAAUUUUGCUGCUUGAUUUUUUAGCCUAAACGAAAAGCAUGUUCUACUUUUGCCUAUAUUAUUACCUGUAUUGGACACUAUAUUCCGACUGAGAACAGAUGCUUUAUUUUAAUGACUAGUUUUUCGUAUCUUUUAUGUUCGUAACUUUUUCAUCUGAUUUUAUGAUACGAGUUAACUGUUAUCGUUCUAAAGCUUGUUAUUGACACAAAGUUUAAUUUCAUUGCUCCAAUAUUGGUAA
Rhopilema esculentum is the source of this 2556-nucleotide messenger RNA. RefSeq names its product BUB3-interacting and GLEBS motif-containing protein ZNF207. Gene Ontology annotation, cellular component: nucleus; spindle matrix; kinetochore. Gene Ontology annotation, molecular function: microtubule binding. The record is from RefSeq and is a predicted model, not a curated record. Gene Ontology annotation, biological process: attachment of spindle microtubules to kinetochore; mitotic spindle assembly; mitotic spindle assembly checkpoint signaling. Lineage: Eukaryota; Metazoa; Cnidaria; Scyphozoa; Rhizostomeae; Rhizostomatidae.